AUGAUAGGGAACAAAGAAGAAGCAUAUGAAUGCUUCAAUUUAGCAGCAAGAUAUAUGAAAGUAGGAAAUUACAGUCAUGCAAAAAAUUUAUUUUUAAAAUCAAAAAGGAUGUUUCCUGAAAUUGAUAUAACUGAACAAAUAAAAACAUGUGAAGAAAAAAUAAAUAAAAGUGAACACAUAGGAAACGAUAAUACAACAUCCAGUAAUAUUAAUAAUAGGUCAUAUAAAACUGAUCAAAAUAAUUUACAUGAACGGCACAAAUCAAAAGAUGAUAACAUCGAAAAAAUAUUAAGAACAAAUAAUUUUUAUGAAAUAUUAGGUAUACCAAAAAAUAGUAAUGAUGAAGCUAUUAAAAGCGCUUAUAAAAAAUUAGCGAAAAUAUAUCAUCCUGAUAAGAAUAAAGAAAAGGGGGCUGAAGAAGCUUUUAAAAAAAUAUCAAAAGCAUUUCAGCAUUUAAUAAAUAAAGAAAAAAGAUAUGAAUAUGAUAAUAAUUUAGAAAUGAAUUCUCAUUAUCCAACACAUAGAUCAACACAUUUCUAUUAUAGUGAUGAUGUAUUUACCCCCGAAGAUUUAUUUCGUAGUUUUUUUGGAAUAAAUUUUGCUACUUGUAAUAAUAGAGCAUUCCGAACUAAUAUUAAUACAGAAAAUACACACAAUAAUAAUAAUAAUAGCAAUAGUAAUAAUAAUAAUCAACGCAGCAUUUCGCUUGUACAAAUCUCCAUAUUUUUAAUAAUGUUUGUUAUAUUUUUUCUAUCAAGCUAUUUUGAGCAACCAAGGUCUGUAUAUUCCCUUCAAAAAACAAAUUAUUUUGAUACUGUAAAUUAUACGUCAUUAAAUAAAAUUCGAUUUUACACAAAAAGGACAUUUGGUUAUAACUAUCCUAAAAAUAGUCAUCCUCGUUUUCAAGUUGAAUUUGAAGUAGAAUACAAAUAUUAUGAGCACGAAUGCCACGUUUUAACUAAAAAAAUUAAAAAUGAUUAUUAUGGACAAAAAAAAAAAUACAAACAACAAUUAAAUUAUAAGGACAUACCCGAAAGUUGCUUGAAACUAAAAACAUUAGAGGACCAAUACAACAACUACAUUAUGAAGUUAAAGAGACGAUGA
Molecule: messenger RNA, 1104 nt
Organism: Plasmodium berghei ANKA
Lineage: Eukaryota; Apicomplexa; Aconoidasida; Haemosporida; Plasmodiidae
Product: DnaJ protein, putative
Exons: 5
Coding region: 1-1104 (367 amino acids)
Biological process (GO): cellular response to misfolded protein
Cellular component (GO): endoplasmic reticulum membrane
Molecular function (GO): Hsp70 protein binding
Source: RefSeq, a predicted model, not a curated record